Molecule: messenger RNA, 1361 nt
Organism: Haliotis rufescens (red abalone)
Lineage: Eukaryota; Metazoa; Mollusca; Gastropoda; Lepetellida; Haliotidae
Exons: 2
Coding region: 135-1166 (343 amino acids)
Source: RefSeq, a predicted model, not a curated record
GUCCGCGUUUGCUGACGAGUCAUUAGCUACAAACACGGAAGCCGCAAACGUGAUACGUGGACGAGUAGCUUACUCUACGAACUGGUCAACUGAAAUCAACUGGUCAACUGAAAAUACGUUUUAAUCUGCGCACAAUGGCCGGAAACCGGGCUCCGUCUUGUCAUCUGUGGUUCGAUGACCGGGAGAAAGGCGACAUCCUGAUGCACGACGUGCAUGUGCCUGGCCAUGGGGUCACUCAGUGCACAUAUUACUGCUGCAUGCAGUGGAAUGGGGGCCGCAAUGGCGGAGGGUACUGUGGUAUCCAAGAGCACCCGGAUGGACAGUGCUACAUCUUCUCAAUCUGGGAUCCUACAACAACCAACGAGGCCAUAGAACCGGUUUACAGACAUCCAGGAACCAAGACGGAAAAGUUUGGCGGAGAAGGAACCGGUCUGAAGUCGAUGAAUUUCAGCAUCGGAUGGAAGCCAGAUCAGUGGUACACAUUGGUUGCUAGGAGAUGGGACUACAAAGGACACACCUACUUCGGGUUUUGGGCCCGGGACCAGAUUGCCAACACGUGGUUCCAUCUCGUUUCCAUGGAUUUCCCUGUGUCGGAAAUAUACUUUGAGACACCCACCGUGUGCUUCAUCGAAGACUGGAUUGGCAAUGGGGACAAAUACAGACGCGUCAACUUCAAGAAUGGCUACAAGAGAACGCCCGAUGGUGCCUGGCUGCCCUUCCAGAAGGCGACGUUCAAUGUGCUCCAAGAAGAUGCUUGUAGGUUAUACAACGACAAUUACGAUGGUGGUAUAGACUGUGAUGACUUCUUCAUGCAGACUGGCAAGGGGACCACACCCAAUCCCAUUUUGGCCACUGACAGGCAAUUCCCACGUUCAUCUGCAGCUGAAUCAGAACCGUCCAAUUGUACCACGGACUUUACAAUACAGGAAGUGACGUCAAAGAAAGUCACGUGGUCCGUCCCAGAAUCCUCGACACCUCAGUUUGCGUUCAGGGUUUCUGUUGAUGGCGCGGAAAUAAUUCGUGAUAUUGAUCCCGAAAUAAGAAGUUGUAAAAUUGUAGCCACUCGGAGGUCAGAGGUGAAAGUUAUUUUGGAGGACAUUCUUGGGCGGGAGGUCACGCGGACUGCACGGGUUGAACGUAGAUGUGGUUGCUGUGUAUGUAUGUAGGCUGGAUAUGACAAUGCAUAUAUGUAUAUAUGAACGGUUCGGUUAUCGACGGCGUAUUUGUGUUGGGUUGAUUGUUCAAAAUGUUUUACGAGAAUUUACAUUCCAUGGUUCGUGAAUGUUUAUUUAACAAAAGGGGCAGCUUUGAAAAGGCCACGUACAGAUGAUAUUGAUUCGAGGGGUUUUGUUCUAUUUGAC